AUGUAUAAACCAGCUCCGCCACGGCCAAAAAAAACCAACAUUUGUCGCUCUCGUACUGGAUGCAAAACGUGCAGGCAAAGACGGAAAAAGUGCGAUGAGCGGAAACCUUGCGGCCUCUGCAUGAGACUCGGGGUAGCCUGUGAACAAAUCUCUCAGACAUUUGAGUUUCGCAGCGUGUUAAUCCCGUCAAGAUCACUCAAGGCUGGACUGCGGUCAUUCACGUCACCGUGUGUGUCAAAUCCGCCGUCAAACACGACUGUUGCUGGGACGUCUAUCAACUUGGCUCCAUUAUCUACGCCACAGCAGAAAACCAGUGAUGUCGUGGAAUUCUACAUGAGUAUUUGGAGGCUUCAUUGUUUACCAGCUUUAAAUACGGCGUUCAAAUCUAUGGAUACUAUUCGCGGCCAAUCGUCGCUCAUUACGGAUACCAUGGCCACCCUUGCAGCCAGUCGCAUGAGUCGGAAACUUCCACAGAGGCGAUUAUUUAUCACAUCUGACUCACCAGAGUUCUGCUUCCGACCAGAUUCUGGCCAUGAAGCUUUCAGCAGCGAGCUCUACGGAUCUGCCUUGCGCAGAAUGUCUUGCUGGAGGUCUGAAAACUUCGCUUCAAACCCAAUGCUGGCCUUUGCCACGCUUGUCCUUUUCUGCUACGUGGAAUCUUCAAUGGGAUACUUUAAAGGAUUCUACGUACAUUCGCACGGGAUAGAAGAACUCCUAAGAAAGUCCGCUGAUCGUAUCUUUCCCCACGGCGCUGGCCUGCUUGCGGCUUGGGUGGAAAUCAAGAUGCAAAAUUGGUGGCGCAGGGCGUAUUUUGGGGUUCCCGAGUUCUUUCAGGACUACCCCACUCCGUUACUUUGUCCAGAAUUGCAAUUUGUUUCGAAUACUGGAAGCGGUCGUACGGCUACUAUCCUUUGGAUCCUUUGCGAAUCGCAUCGUCUCAAUACCGCCGCUCUUAUUGCAUGCUGGGCAAGACCAGGAAAAAGUCGUCAAAUGAGAGAAAAGACAGUUUCAACAUUUGUAGACAAUGCUGCUCCAACAUCCGAACAGCCAUCUAUCUCUAGUGAGAUUAUGGCCAGAAUUAAGAGGUACUCCCAGAAGCUGGAUGAGUGGCGCGCGUACGUCCCAAGUUUGAUAGAGAUUGAGGCAAAUCUCAAUCGUCCGAAACUUUUCGACUUAAAAGCCCCCGAAGAUGAAGCCUUAUAUUUUCCAUCUCAUCAAUCAGCCAUGAACAUGGCUUACUACGUUGUGGCCCGCGUCAUGCAUUGCGCAGGACCGCUACAGACCUUUGCCAGUGCGUCUGUGCAUAAUAUUGAUGAUGAGUAUGAAGAAAUCGAGGCUUGGAUCUUCGUCUUGCUGCGCAUUGCCGCUGGAAUCAGCUGGGAGGACUGCGUCUGUCUCAAUGCCUACACCAUCGGGUUUGCUGGGCUAUUAUUGACAUGUGCCCUCUCUUCUCGAAGCCUUAAAACUGGACUUUGGAUCCAGGAGUGGUUGGAAACGCGUCUGGGUCGGGACGGGAUUGAAGAGGGAAACUUUCCUGUCUUUCAAAUUCUAGAUGCGGUGCGACUUGUCAACCGCGAACGCAGAAAUGGCCUAGACGUUGUCGCACUGUUUCAAACGGUGGAUGAUGGGGGUGGUAAGGGUAAGUUUGGCUCCUAUUCCAGUCAGUUGAUCUCGUCAAUGUUGGUUUACGGCCGGUGUAGAAGUACGGGAGAGCUGGCUUCAUACCAUGUCUCCACGGAGGGUUUGGUUGCGCCUAGAUAA
Trichoderma atroviride IMI 206040 is the source of this 1761-nucleotide messenger RNA. The record is from RefSeq and is a predicted model, not a curated record. Lineage: Eukaryota; Fungi; Ascomycota; Sordariomycetes; Hypocreales; Hypocreaceae.